Molecule: messenger RNA, 1092 nt
Organism: Didymodactylos carnosus
Lineage: Eukaryota; Metazoa; Rotifera; Eurotatoria; Philodinida; Philodinidae
Source: the annotation of a GenBank genome assembly
AUGAGAUUUUAUCUUUUAUUAUUACUUUUCGGCUUAACAGCUGAAAUUGUUUUAUCAACAAUUUUAUUAGCAACAAGUUCGAGAGAACUAACAUUUCGAGAAAAUCGACUAUACAAACGUUUAGUAAAACGCCAACUACAAGAUUGUAUUCCGGAAAAUUGUGCGGUUCCAAAUUGUGGACGAGAUUUUGUUGCUAUGCGUUUACCCAAUGAAUGUUGUGAAAAAUGUGUUCGUAAGUGCUACCAAUCGAUCGCUCAACAAAAUCCUCAAGCUCCUCAAACCCAAUAUGGAUAUGAUCGAUAUCCUUACCAAAAUCAACCACAGUAUCAACAACCACAGUAUCAACAACCGCAGUAUCAACAACCGCAGUAUCAACAACCACGUGUCGAUGUAUACAUAUUUGGUCCUGAUGAUGGCGCCAAAGUAUCGGAAGGACAAAGUAUCUAUUUUGAUUGUGAAGUUGUGGCACCAUAUCAACAAAAUAUUCAGCCAAGAUGGUUACGUCAAGGAAAUCAACCAUUACCAUUUAAAGCAAGAAGUUCACCAUUAGAAGGAAAUCGUAAAAUUGUGCGUCUGGCAAUUGCUGAUGCAACAGCAAGUGAUGCAGGACGAUAUGAGUGUAGUGCUGGUACUGGCAAUCCUGCUGAUCAAGCAUCAAUCGAUUUGCAGGUAACAGCCGGUGGUCAAUAUCCAAGACCUGCGCAACCAGCACCUUAUAAUCCUUAUGGGGAUCAGUCGGGUUAUAAUCAGCAAUAUCCUUACUAUCCUCCGAGUAAUUAUCCUCAACCACCUCAACAACCAAGUUAUCCAUAUGAUACUAAUCCGUAUCCACCUGCACAACCAAAUCCUCCUCCGUAUAAUGAUCCUUAUAAUCAACCUGGUUAUCCUUAUUCGAAUGAAAAUCAGCCACAACCUCGUCCAGAAACAAACGAUGACCAAUCGGGAACUAAUGAAGACGCAAACAAUGUACCACGAACUGAUCAAGCAACAACUCCUCCAGAAUCUGAAAAACCUGCACCUUCUGAAAAAGAACCAGACGAUGAUGCGGGAGCAGAAUAUGAUGGCGAUUAUGACGAUGAGAAUGCAAGAUAA